UCUGACUCUUACAGCAUGGAUCUGGGCAAAGUGAAGCUCCAGAGGACUGGCCUCAACACUUUACACCAGGCCAUUCACCCUUUGCACGGGAUCGCCUGGACGGACGGGAAGCAGGUUUGCCUCACGUCUGUCUACUUUGUCGAGGGGGAGCCCAAAUUCGGCGACACCAAUGUCAUUGGACAGUUUGAGCACGUGUUCGGGCUGUACUGGGGGCCCCUCUGCUGUUCGGGGUCCCCCGCUCUGCUGGCCGUCCAGCACAAAAAGCAUGUGACUGUGUGGCAGCUGCAGCUCAGCUCCCUGGAGCAGAACAAGCUGCUGUGUACCCAGACCUGUGAGAUGAGUGAGCCCUUCCCUCUGCUCUCCCAGGGCUGUGUCUGGCACCCCAAAACCGACAUCCUCGCCAUCCUCACCAAGCGUGACGCCUCCGUCCUCUUCUCCGUGCGGGUGGACAACCGCAGGGUCAGGGCCGACAUCAAGGGGAGCGGCCUGAUUCACUGCGCCUGCUGGACGCGGGACGGCAAGCGGCUGGUGGUCGCCAUCGGCAGCUCUCUCCACGCCUACAUCUGGAACGACAUCCAGAGGAGCCUGACCGCCUGCUCCUUCUGCCACAUCUUCGACAUCGGGGGUUACAUCUGUGCCAUCGACUCCACCGAGGAUGCACAGGUAGCAGUGGCCACCGAACUGCCGGUUGACAGUAUCAGCGGCCUCAGCGCUGGCAUGGCGUUUGACUUCUCCAGUGAAGGCGGGUCUCCGAACCGUCAGCCCUCUGUGUCCAUGCUAGAAGAUGACUGGUGUUCAGAUGCGCGCAGGAGGUCCAUCGACUCGGAAAGGUCGUUGGCUUUGAGCUCUUCCCCUUCUCCAUACGGACCAGGGGACAUGGCGCACGUCCUCGCCAGGCACAGAAAGUCAGACCCCAAUCCGCUCAUCCACAUGAGACGCAAGGACCCCCUCACAGGGUCUGGACAAGAGUCAUCUUAUUUGAUCCUGGUGACUUAUGAGAGAAAGGUCACCACGGUCAGGAAAGUGAGCAUCCCUGGCAUUCUGGUCCCGGACAUAAUGGCUUUCGAUGCGAGCGGACGCACCGUGGCCGUGGCCUCCAACACCUGUAACAUGGUGCUGGUGUACGCAGUUACCCCGAUGGCCAUGCCGAACAUGCAGCAGAUUCAGCUGCAGAAGAAUGAGAAGCCGAAAGGGGUGUGUUUCCUGAACGACAGACUGCUGCUGCUGAUGAUAGGGAGGCAGAAGUCGAACGACCCCACAUUCCUCCCAUCUUCAAACACAGAGAAGUACACCAUCAGACUAAUGACAAAGGAACUCAUUUACAAUGAGGAAGUGAGUCUGCCUGCUAAAAAUCUGGAUUUGGGAGUACAUUACGCUGGGAUUAGGAGGCACUCUGACGAACCCUUGGGAAUGAGGGAGCACCUGGCUCCUACCAGGCCCGUGAGCCAGUCACCCAGCAACAGGAGGAGGCAGACUGAGGAGGGGAAGAGUGGCGAUCCAAGCCCGGUGACGAGCUUAGCCGACUUUUCAGACCGGGCUACCUCCAGCGCAUCAUCGAUCGCCAUCGAACACUUUGACAUGGAUCACAUCAAGCGGAUCGCUAGUCUGGCGGCGGCGGGGCAAAACAGCAAGGAGUCACGCAGAGCCAGCUCCCCCAGGCUGGAGGCACGAGACAACCUGCACUCUGAUCCCGCCCCGCUGAAGGACAGCUGCCCGCUGAAGGACAGUCCUCUGGAUCAGCUCUCCCAGAACAUGGAGAGGCUUUUCGCCAGGUUUGCAGAGGUGCAACAGUGUCUGUCAGAAAUAACUGAUUACACCCGGAAUGGGAGGAAGUUUACAGGAACCUACCCUUUGCCCUCAGACCCCCCUUUCAUCAACAUAACAUGUCAGAAGCAGCUCUCGGAGAAUGUGUUCAUCGAUGAGAGGCGGCCUGUACUGCUAUGCGAGAACAGGCUCCGUCUGGGCGUGGUCCAAGACCUCUUCAAUCUGUCCGUGGUGGAGAUGAUGCACGGGCCUCUGUGGGUGGUUCUUGUCGAAGACGCGGAUGGAUUCGUGCCGCUGACUUUCAAACAUGACAGCGAGCUCACCAUCCGGAACGGGAGGCGAAAGACAGCAGAGAGUUUUCCCCGGGAGCCGGAGGAAUCCGAACCGCCCCAGCAGCCCGAUCCACAUGGUUCUGAAACCUGA
Messenger RNA from Megalops cyprinoides (Indo-Pacific tarpon), 2187 nucleotides. RefSeq names its product WD repeat and coiled-coil-containing protein-like. Gene Ontology annotation, molecular function: kinase binding. NCBI's taxonomy places the organism in Eukaryota, Metazoa, Chordata, Actinopteri, Elopiformes, Megalopidae. Bases 16 to 2187 code for a protein of 723 amino acids. The transcript is spliced from 3 exons. The record is from RefSeq and is a predicted model, not a curated record.